Penicillium paradoxum is the source of this 1455-nucleotide messenger RNA. RefSeq names its product arrestin (or S-antigen), N-terminal domain protein. Lineage: Eukaryota; Fungi; Ascomycota; Eurotiomycetes; Eurotiales; Aspergillaceae. The coding region runs from base 1 to 1455 and encodes 484 amino acids. The transcript is spliced from 3 exons. The record is from RefSeq and is a predicted model, not a curated record.
AUGUCGGCGACCUCAAUUAUCAGCGGUGGCUCGGAAAAGCUAGAUGCUUGGACACGGCGAUCACAACCAAAAAUCGAUAUCCAGAUAGAUGGCCAAAAACCCGGCCGUGUUAACUCCUAUACAACGGGGGAGAGCAUCGAUGGCACCGUCACCAUUAUCGUUGAACAUGAGACACGGUUCGAAGAGGUUGAAAUUUUCUUUGAAGGCACAUCAAGAACCACGGUGGAACGGGCAUCAUGCCCUGGCCGUACAGGAUCGCAACAAAUGUUUCUUAAGUUGCGCCAGCCAAUCGACGAGACAGAAUACCCGACCCCUCGAGUGUUAGAGAGUGGCCGUGCAUAUCAAUUUCCCUUCACAUUCAUCGUCCCGGAUAGCCUACUCCCCCAAGUCUGCACUCACACCAAGCAGAAUGCUCAAAUUCACCGAUGUCACACCAUGCUUCCACCAACAUUAGGUGAUCCUAUACUUGCCAGCAAUGGCAAGGAUCUACUUGAUGACAUGGCACCCUGCAUGUCACAAGUUUGUUACAUCGUCCGAGCAUCUGUUUUCCAGAAACAACCAGCGGGCACCGGAGUCGCAUCUGUCGCUGCUGUUGCCAAGAAAGUCCGAAUUAUUCCAACCGCCGAAGAAGAACCUCCUAUCGAGAUUCCUGAGUUCUCAUCUCUUUGCACACGCAAAGAAAAGACGGUCAAGCGCGGGACCUUGCGAGGCAAGCUAGGCCGUCUUGUCGCUUCCACUGUGGCUACUGUGAACCUACGAUUCGAUCCGGUUGGAGACGAGCAGCCUCCCCCACUUGGGACAAUGACCAGCAGACUCCGCGCAAACACAUUCUUCAGUGCCAGCCCGUGGGAAGACUUCCCUUUCUCGACGGGCCUGCCCUUCGCCCAGGUUGGGCGCGGUCUCUACACCGACUCCGUGCCUCUGCUGACCAUGUGUGUGGCAUCCGCCCAGUGGAAGAAGCAAUCAUCAGCCGUCGACUGUCUUCGCCGCGAUUCUGCAGACUCGUCAUCAUCCGAUUCGUCAGUCGGCCCCUCCUCUACAUUCACCGGAGACACCUACUAUACCGCGUCGGUUGUCGUCCCCAUCACGCUUCCCAAGUCCAAAGCUUUCGUCCCAACCUUCCACUCCUGUCUCAUUUCUCGCAUCUACUCCCUCGAUCUCUCCCUGACAUAUCACACCCCCGCAACCAACCUCAUUACACCAACAAUCUCUCUCCGCGUUCCGGUGCAGUUCACAAGCCAACCGAAAUCUACCGAAUCUCUCAAGGCUUCCCUCGGUGUCACUGUCACACAAGAGGAGAUUGACGAGUUUUUCCUGCCACGCAAUGUGACCUCCCCCACCAACUUCUCUGACCAUGUUGUCAGUGAUACGGUGGUUGACUUGGGGAUCGCACCACCCGGGUAUUCGGAAAGGACAAGCAUCCCCGUCGCGCGGACUGUCAGAGCCAGCAACUGA